Molecule: messenger RNA, 1794 nt
Organism: Nicrophorus vespilloides
Lineage: Eukaryota; Metazoa; Arthropoda; Insecta; Coleoptera; Silphidae
Product: dentin sialophosphoprotein-like
Exons: 4
Coding region: 194-1732 (512 amino acids)
Source: RefSeq, a predicted model, not a curated record
AGUCAAAUCAGUUUUUGGUGUUCGUCCGUCCGUUUUGUGUUCAAUUUUAAAUACUUCUAACAUCUUUUAACAAUAAAUAUUUAUGUCAACCGAAUAUUAGCUAUGGUACCUGGUUUGUUACAAAAAAAAAUUGAUAUGAAUUUGAAAUACUGUAUAGAAAUUCAAUUUACGCAACAAUAUCAGUAAAUGCUAUAUGAUGAAUCAAUCCAAUCAGUCAAGUAAACAUAGGCGAUCUUAUUCUGACGAGGUUUCAACUAUAAAAACCUGUGAUUUCAGAAGUCACUGUAAUAUAAAAAGUCAUAAAAAACAUGGUGAUGUAGACUAUAUACAUGAUCAACAACAAGAAUCAUACAGUAAAUGCUAUAAGAUGAAUCAAUUCAAUCAGUCAAGAAAACAUAGACGAUCUUAUUCUGACGAGGUUUCAACUAUAAAGACCUGUGAUUUCGGAACUCAGUGUAAUAUAAUAAGUCAUAAAAAACAUGGUGAUGUAAACUAUAUAGAUGAUCAACAACAUAAAUCAUACAACAUAGAACAACCGAAAUAUAGAGAAGAUAGAGAAGAUACAAAAAAUACAGAAGAUACAGAAGAUACAAAAAAUACAGAAGAUAUAAAAGAUACAGAAUGUAUAGAACAAUUAAAUGUUAUUAAAAAACAGAUGAGUAGUACAGCAGUAGUACUCGGUAAGUUAAAGAGAAAUAUAGGAAUAGUAGAAUCACUUAUCGUAAUGCAUUUUGAAGGAAGUGUACCUUUUGACAUGAAUAUAUUCCAUCCAAAAAAAGUAGAACGUACCAUAGUCGAUGAGUCUGAUGAUGAGGAUUUAGACAAAGAAUGUAGUAGUCAAACAAAAAUUGCAAGACGUAUGUUAAAGUUAGAAAAGCUAAGACGUAGUGCAGAACAGGCGGCUGAUGAGAUAAACGAAACUAAGAAAGAAUGUGAUUCAAUUAUGCAAACGUUGCUUUUGGGAAAAUUUUAUAAGACUGAUGAUGAUGAUUUAGACAAAGAAUCUAGUAGCCAAACAAAUUCUACUGAAACCGAUGAGGAUGUUACUGACGGAUCAGUUAAUUCCAUACACGAUGCGACUGAUGAUGAUGAUUUAGACAAUGAAUCUAGUAGCCAAACAAAUUCUACUGAAACCGAUGAGGAUUUUACUGAGGAAUUAGUUAAUUCCAUACACGAUGCGACUGAUGAUGACGAUUUAGACAAAGCAUCUAGUAGCCAAACAAAUUCUGGUGAAACCAAUGAAGAUGUUACUGAGGAAAUUGUUAAAUCAUCAACUAGUAAAAAGCAAACAAAACUAAAAAGAACCAUACACGAUGCGACUGAUGAUGAGGAUUUAGACAAAGAAUAUAGUAGUCAAUUAAAUUCUACAAAAAACGAUGAGGAUGAUAAUGAGAAAUUUGUUAAACCAUCAACUAGUAAAAAGCAAACAAAAGUAAAAAGAACCAAAUACGAUGUGAAUGAUGAUGAAGAUUUAGACAAAGCAUCUAGUAGUCAAACAAAUUCUAAUGAAACCAAUGGGGAUGUUACUGAGGAAAUUGUUAAAUCAUCAACUAGUAAAAAGCAAACACAACUAAAAAGAACCAUACACGAUGCGACUGGUGAUGAGGAUUUAGACAAAGGAUCUAGUAGUCAAUUAAAUUCUACAAAAACCGAUGAUGAUGAUAAUGAGAAAUUAGUUAAACCACCAACUAAUAAAAAACAAACAAAAGUAAAAAGAACCAAACACGACUAGACUGAUGAAUCUAGUAGUGAACAAUUAUUGUAAUAAUUAAUAACAUAAUAUGAAUAAAUAUG